Messenger RNA from Vigna unguiculata (cowpea), 480 nucleotides. RefSeq lists its product as uncharacterized. The record is from RefSeq and is a predicted model, not a curated record. Lineage: Eukaryota; Viridiplantae; Streptophyta; Magnoliopsida; Fabales; Fabaceae.
AUGGUAAUUGUUGCUCACAAUGGAAAACCUGAUAUUUUCCUUACAAUGACAUGCAAUCCAUCUUGGAGUGAAAUUUCUUCUGAACUACAAAAUCAACAAACUCCACAAGAUCGCCCUGACUUGCUCACAAGAAUCUUUCGAGCAAAAUUUGAGCAAUUGAAGGAAGAUGUUGUUAAUAAAGGAGUCCUCGGAAAAGUUAUUAGUUAUAUGUAUGUUACUGAAUUUCAAAAACGUGGGUUGCCGCAUGUACAUAUGCUAUUGAUCUUAGAUAAUAAUGAUAAGUUACGCGAUCCACAAGAUUAUGAUAGCAUUGUGAGGGCAGAAAUACCAAAUAAGGCAGAAGAACCACAAUUGCAUGAAGUUGUGUUGAAACACAUGAUACAUGGUCCUUGCGGAACUCUCAAUCCUAGAUCACCAUGUAUGAAGCGCAAUCAAUGCCAAAAGAGAUUUCCCAGGGAUUUCUUGGAAGAAACACGAUAA